Messenger RNA from Cebus imitator (Panamanian white-faced capuchin), 2464 nucleotides. RefSeq names its product programmed cell death 7 (gene PDCD7). The transcript has 5 exons. The record is from RefSeq and is a predicted model, not a curated record. Lineage: Eukaryota; Metazoa; Chordata; Mammalia; Primates; Cebidae. Bases 56 to 1525 code for a protein of 489 amino acids.
CUCCUGAGACGCCGCUCAGAUUCCUGUCACUUCUCAAGGCGUCUCCGUCGCGAACAUGGCUCUGCCACCCUUUUUCGGCCAGGGUCGCCCAGGCCCGCCGCCCCCGCAGCCGCCGCCUCCCGCUCCCUUCGGCUGUCCGCCACCGCCACUGCCCUCCCCGGCUUUCCCGCCGCCUCUCCCCCAGCGGCCCGGCCCUUUUCCGGGGGCCUCCGCCCCCUUCCUUCAGCCUCCGCUGGCUCUGCAGCCCCGAGCCUCCGCGGAAGCCUCCCGCGGCGGCGGCGGCGGCGGCGGCGGCGGCGCUGGCGCCUUCUACCCGGUGCCACCACCGCCGCUGCCUCCGCCGCCGCCCCAGUGCCGGCCCUUCCCGGGGACAGACGCCGGCGAGCGGCCGCGGCUGCCGCCUCCCGGCCCGGGGCCGCCCUGGAGCCCGCGCUGGCCUGAGACGCCGCCGCCGGCCGACGCGCUCGGGGAUGCAGCCCUCCAGCGCCUGCGCGACCGGCAGUGGCUGGAGGCGGUGUUCGGGACCCCGCGGCGGGCGGGCUGUCCGGCUCCCCAGCGCACGCACGCCGGGCCCAGCCUCGGCGAAGUGCGAGCGCGUUUGCGCGGGGCUCUGCGCCUGGUGCGGCGGCUGCGCGGCCUCGGCCAGGCCCUGCGCGAGGCCGAAGCCGACGGCGCCGCCUGGACCCUGCUGCAUGCCCAGGCCGCGCCACUGCGCGCGGCCCUGGCCGACCAGCUACAGCCGCUGACCCAGGCCGCCUACGUGGGCGAGGCGCGGAGGAGGCUGGAGAGGGUCCGGCGCCGCCGGCUGCGGCUUCGCGAGAGGGCUCGGGAACGCGAGGCCGAGCGGGAGGCAGAGGCCGCGCGAGCGGCGGAACGCGAGCAGGAGAUUGACCGCUGGAGGGUCAAGUGUGUGCAGGAGGUAGAGGAGAAGAAGCGGGAGCAGGAACUCAAAGCAGCCGCUGAUGGCGUACUAUCUGAAGUGAGGAAAAAACAAGCAGAUACUAAAAGAAUGGUGGACAUUCUUCGGGCUUUGGAGAAGUUGAGGAAACUGAGGAAAGAGGCUGCAGCAAGGAAAGGGGUCUGUCCUCCAGCCUCAGCAGAUGAGACUUUUGAGCAUCAUCUUCAGCGACUGAGAAAACUCAUUAAAAAGCGCUCUGAACUGUAUGAAGCUGAAGAGAGAGCCCUCAGGGUUAUGCUGGAAGGAGAACAAGAGGAAGAGAGGAAAAGAGAAUUAGAAAAAAAACAAAGAAAAGAAAAAGAGAAAAUUUUACUUCAGAAACGUGAAAUUGAGUCCAAGUUGUUUGGGGAUCCAGACGAGUUCCCACUUGCUCAUCUCUUGGAGCCUUUCCGACAGUAUUACCUCCAAGCUGAGCACUCCCUGCCAGCGCUCAUCCAGAUCAGGCAUGAUUGGGAUCAGUACCUGGUGCCAUCUGAUCAUCCCAAAGGCAACUUCAUUCCCCAAGGAUGGGUCCUUCCCCCGCUCCCCAGCAACGACAUCUGGGCAACUGCUGUUAAGCUGCAUUAGUAAAGAUGCUCCAGGAGUGUGGUCCAGCCAACGCUCUUUCCAGCUCUAAAUAUUAGUGAUGCUGCCAUCUUUUGCUGUAGACUAAACUGCAACUUCUAAAUUCCAUGUGGCGUUCCCCUACCCUGAAGUUAUGCUUUUCCUUCUGUGCUCUGUGCUGGCCAGAGGUGCCUCUUGAAUCAGGAGAUUAAUGUGGUUCUUCAGGAAAGGACUUAGGUGAACUGAGGUUAUUACCACACGCAGUGAAUGACCUUGGUUCACCAGAUUUGCCUCUGUUUUGAGGGGCUUGGUCUAGAGUGACUUGUUAAUUUACUCUAACUUCCUUGUGGUGUGGUGAUGGGUAAGUACACUCAAACACUCAAUACAGGUGUGCGAUGGGUCGAUUGCACAACCCUUCCACUAAUAGUGCGUGUGAAGGCAAGCUUGAUGCAAAACCUCCUGACCUUUUCUGCCUGAAGAGCCCUUUGACUUCUAGGAGGAAAGGUCAAAAACAUGUUACCUUCGGUUUUGUUAAUCCCAGUUUGUGUGCAGCUUGGGAGGCUGCUAGUUAGGAAGAUGGCAAUGGCUGUAGGCUGAGUUGCCAGAAAAGACGGUGGCCUAGUUUUAUUUUCAUGUGGAGAACUUAGAAAACCUUAAGAGUACCCAAAUUGGAUUGUGUUUUAAUGGACGACGGCUGUAUUUUUUCCAUGUUAGAAGGAUCCUAAUGAAAGCACCUGUUUUUUUAUGUUUCUAAGGGUCUAGUUCAGAAUCACCAAGGAUGUUUCCCUGAUGGGAGUGGGACCUUAACCUCACUCCGUCACAUUAUAGGAGCCACUGUAGCUAUGGAAUUAUCUUAGGAACUCAAGCUUCUAAAACUAUCCAUGUAGUCAAAUCCGGGAGAAAACCAAAAAUAAUAAAACUUAUUUUUUAUAUUCAUUAAUAAAUGUUGUUAUGCUUGGAGAU